Messenger RNA from Closterium sp. Naga37s-1, 2493 nucleotides. The record is from the annotation of a GenBank genome assembly. NCBI's taxonomy places the organism in Eukaryota, Viridiplantae, Streptophyta, Zygnematophyceae, Desmidiales, Closteriaceae.
AUGGCUAGUCCUGCAGUUCUAGCUUUCGAUGCUGAGGACCGCCCGCUGCGUUUUGACACCUGGCUCGAGGACCUCCAUCUGUUCCUCCAGCUCACUGCUAAGGAGGAUAUUUCGCUAUAUGAUCAUGCGUUAGGACUCGCUCCUGCUCCUGCUGCGACUGCUGACAGUACUGCCCGCUCACAGAGGCAGACUCGUGACGCCCACUCUCGCUUCGCCAUUCGCAACUCCCUGCCGGUAGAUGAGCGCGAGCACUUUGGCCAGCACAAGACUGCUCAGGCACUGUACACUGCUGUAGUUGCGCGCUACUCCUCGCCUGCCUCUACUGCGCUAGGCCGCCUCUCACUGCCCUAUAUGUUCCCAUACCUGUCCGCCUUCUCCACAGUCGCUGACCUCAUUACUCACCUCCGCACUAGUGAGACCCGCUUCCGUGCUGCCAUGCCCGCUGAGUUUCUUGCCAAGAACCCCCCCCCGCUGUGGCUCACUCUUUACCACCUGGUCACCCGUCUCCCUGACUCCCUUCGUGCGGUCAGGGACCACUUCCUUGCUCUCUGCCCCACCGAGCUCACCAUUGACCUGCUUGAGAAGCACCUGCUGGCAGCUGAGACUAGCAUAGUCGCUGUCGGUGCGUCUCGCGGCGACCCCCGCACCCCUUUCUUUGAGGGGUGUUCCCCCUCCCCUCUUCUCCCCUCUGUCGCCUCUGCUGCUACUGUCGACCUUCUUGGUGCUGAGAAGGUCGGGACUGCGUCCACUGCGAGUGGGGCGCACCGCAGCGGCAAGGGCAAAGGGGGCAAGGGGGGCGGCGGUGACGACGGGGGAGGCGGUGGUGGGGGCGGUGGCGGCGGUUGGGGUGGUGGCGGGGCUGGAGGGGCCAGUGGCAGCGGCGGGGGUGGUGGCGGCAGCGGCGGGGGUGGUGGCGGCAGCGGUGGAGGAGGUGGCCGGGGUGGGGGCGGUGGUGGUGGCGGCAGUGGACGCGGUGGUGGUGGUGGCGGUGGUGGUCGAGGUGGCGGCGGCGGCGGUGGAGGUCGUGGAGGUGACCGCACUGGUCAGACGUGUGGGAGGGCGCACACGCAGAAGCGCUGCUUCUCCCGCCUCGACGACGCCUGGCGCACUCAGUUUCCUACUGCCACUGAGCUGCCCCGCUGGUUUGAUCUGAUCAAGAAAAACAUUGAUGUCUAUGCUCUUCACUUUGAUGCUAUUCUUGGUGCCAUGUAUGUGUUGUCUGGUAGUGGAGAGGGUGACUGUUACCUGCGUGUCCCGCCCGACCCGGGCAUUAGGACCAGUGAGGCUGCCGCACUAGGUGCUAGUGUGUCUGCUGCCCCAGGUGCUGGUGAGGCUGCCGCUCUAGGUGCUAGUGUGUCUGUUGCCCCAGGUGCUGGUGAGGCUGCUGCUCUAGGUGCUCGUGAGUCUGCGCCCUCUGGUACUGCGUCUACUGAGGCACUGCACACCUUCACACUGGACUCAAGUGCUUCCCGCUGUUUCUUUCGUGACCGCACUGCCCUUGAGCAGCUUGCUCGGCCGGUUGCAGUCUCCCUCGCUGACCCCUCUUGGGGUCCGGUCAUUGCGACCUCCUCCACUGUCCUCCCUUGUCCUGCGGUCCCGUCGGGCACACUGUCAGGCCUCUACCUCCCCUCGUUCUCUACGAACUUGGUGGCGGGUCGUGCGCUCCAGGACGGGGGUGUCCACCAGUUCACCCCUGCCUACGAGCGCGUGACACACUGCACGUGUGCUCGGACGGGUCGCCACCUGGCUACCUUCACUCGGCAGCCAGGGUCGGACCUGUACACACUGACCACUGAGUCCCCUCAGGUAGCUGCGUCUGCGUCUGCGUCAGGGUUCUCCCUCCCCUCCCACCCUCGCCUGCUCCUCCCUGUCUUCCCUGUGGCGAGGGGCGCCGCUCCUCACUCCUCCUCGUUUCCCCCGACGACUGCUCCCCUGCAGACCCUCCACAUGGACGUGUGGGGCCCAGCCCGCGUCCGUGGACAGGGUCACGAGAGGUACUUCUUGAUAGUUGUUGACGACUACUCGCGCUACACCACGGUCUUCCCCUUGCGCACCAAGGGUGAAGUCCCUGAUGUUUUGAUCCCUUGGAUCCGCGCUGCCCGUCUCCAGCUCAGCGAGAGGUUCCACUCGGACUUUCCUGUCCUGCGUCUGCACUCUGACAGAGGUGGGGAGUUUUCCUCCGACCUCUUGAGGGACUUUUGUCGUGGGGAGGGCAUUGAGCAGACGUUCACGCUUCCGGCCUCUCCACAGCAGAAUGGGGUUGCUGAGCGCCGCAUUGGCUUGGUCAUGGAGGUCGCUCGUACCUCCUUGAUCCAUGCGGCUGCCCCCCACUUUCUGUGGCCGUUUGCGGUCCGAUACGCUGCGCAUCAGCUCAACCUCUGGCCCCGUGUCUCCGUUCCGGAGACUUCGCCGACACUGCGUUGGACGGGAGAGGUUGUCGAUGCGUCGGUGUUCCGGGUCUGGGGAUCUCGUGCUUUUGUCCGUGAUACGUAG